This is a messenger RNA of Ogataea philodendri, 618 nucleotides long. RefSeq lists its product as uncharacterized. NCBI's taxonomy places the organism in Eukaryota, Fungi, Ascomycota, Pichiomycetes, Pichiales, Pichiaceae. The coding region runs from base 1 to 618 and encodes 205 amino acids. The record is from RefSeq and is a predicted model, not a curated record. The transcript has 2 exons.
AUGGUUUGGGAUAGGACCUACUCGAGCUUUCCUGCACCCGAUCCAGAUCCUCCGCUAGAGCUCGAUCCCGAGGAGGAGGCCCCUUCAGACUGGGAGCCAGAUGCUCCACCGUCCGAGGCUGUGCUAACUCCUCCGGCUCCAUUGGAGCCUGCACCGCCCGAGGCGCCACCUGCACCACCGGAGGCACUACCAGCACCCGAGGCGCCUCCUGCACCGGAAGCUCCUGAGACGCCGCCAGCAGCUCCUGAAGCACCGGCUGCGCCCGACGAAGCCACUCCGCUGGCUCCACCAACUGCUCCACUGGCAGCUCCGCCAGCAGCAGAGGUGACUUGGGAGGCACCUCCGGCAGCUCCAGAGGCAGCAGCACUCUCACCGGCAGCGGCAGCGGUUUGUGACAAAGCAGCAAGAACUAAAACUGGUGUCACUGUUGAAAAUUUCAUAAUAAAGAUGCUAUUUGUAAAGAUGAAAGCUACGAAAUCAAGGUUGUUAUAUAUCCCAAGCAGGAUUUUGUGGCUCAAGUUACGUUUGCUAAUUAUGGAACGGAAGGCACACCCAAUGCAGGACAAACUCUUCUUAGUUUGGUGGCACACUGCAAUUUCACUUAAACAAGAGCACUGA